AUGGCAAUUUCUAACAUUUACAAUGUAGAGGUAGUAGAGAGAGAAAUUGUAUUGCCUGCUCUACCGCUCCAGGAGCAUGUUCUUCCUUUCAGUAACAUAGAUCUAACAAUCCCUGCUCUUGCCAGUUCUCUCUCCAAUGCUCUUGUGUCUUUUGAUGCUUUUGCUGGAAGAUUGGUCAGUAAUGGUGUUGGGGAAACAGAGCUGGUUUGCAAUAACAAGGGUGUUGAAUUUGCAAAAGCUUAUGCACUCACUUCACUCGCUCAAGUGGAGUUCUGCAACCCCAUUGCAGCUGUAACAGAGUUUAGAUGUGGUGGGAUAGUUUGGGGCUGUACAUUCGAUCACAGGGUUGCAGAUGCAUUCUCUGCCAACAUGUUUUUCACAAAUUGGUCUAAUAUUUCUACAAACAAAAUGACCGAGUCUAUAAGUUCAAGCUUUACGCGUUCCAUUCUAGUCCCUAGAGAUCCUCCAAAUUGUUGUUCUGAAAUCAACAAAAUGUAUAUGAAACUGCAGCCUUUACCAAAACCCAUAAAACAAAUCCCUCAGCCUGCCAGAGCCAGUAGAAUAUAUUAUCUUGGUGCCAAAGAUAUAGAAAAGCUCCAACACAGUGCAAAUGAACAAGGCAACAAUUAUAGCAAAUUAGAAGCUUUUUCUGCUUAUUUUUGGAAACUGUUGAUACAAUGCCAAGAGAUAAAGGACACAAUAAAUUGCAAUAUACGCAUUGCUAUAGAUGGUCGCUCUCGUCUUAAGAAGAUGGGAUUGCCUGCUAACUACUUAGGAAAUGUUCUAUCAACCGCUUUUGCUGCAGGUAAUGCUAGUGCCAUCAAGGAGGAACCACAUAAUUGGGUUGCAAACCUAAUUCAUGAUGCAAUACAUAGCGCAGCAAAUGAAGAGUAUUUUCAAAGUUUAGUAGAUUUGGUAGAGAUGUCCAAGCCAUCAAUUGUGGCUCCCAGGGAUUUUGUAAAAGGUGAUGAACCAGUACUUGUGGUGUCUUCUGGGCUGCGUUUUCCCUUAUAUGAGAUUGAUCAUGGAUGGGGAAAAUCCAUUUUAGCAAGCUAUUUUUAA
Molecule: messenger RNA, 1062 nt
Organism: Cryptomeria japonica (Japanese cedar)
Lineage: Eukaryota; Viridiplantae; Streptophyta; Pinopsida; Cupressales; Cupressaceae
Product: coniferyl alcohol acyltransferase-like
Exons: 3
Coding region: 1-1062 (353 amino acids)
Molecular function (GO): acyltransferase activity, transferring groups other than amino-acyl groups
Source: RefSeq, a predicted model, not a curated record